Molecule: messenger RNA, 1095 nt
Organism: Propithecus coquereli (Coquerel's sifaka)
Lineage: Eukaryota; Metazoa; Chordata; Mammalia; Primates; Indriidae
Gene: SNRNP48
Product: small nuclear ribonucleoprotein 48kDa (U11/U12)
Exons: 6
Coding region: 32-943 (303 amino acids)
Source: RefSeq, a predicted model, not a curated record
GUCGCUUCCUCCCGGCUGGUAGGCUGCGGCUAUGGAAGGCGAGCCGCCUCCGGUGGAGGAGCGGCGGCGGCUGCAGGAGGAGCUGAGCGAGUUCGUGGAGAGCUGCUGCCGGACGCUGGAGGAGGUGACGGCGUCCCUGGGCUGGAACCUGGAUAGUCUGGAUCCCGGGGAAGAGGAGGCGGCGGAGGUGAGGGGCGCGGCAGCGGGGCCUUUUGGGGACGGCGGCCGGCGGGCUUGUGUGGCGGUGGCGGAACACGCGCGGUGUGCCCGGAGGGAAGGGCGAGGAGCCCCGGUCCUUAAGCAGAGCUGUAGCUGGCGCCCGGGACCCGAGAGGCGCCGUGGGCCCUGGCGCAGCCUUGACGUCUCCGAGUCCGGGGCUGGGGCACGCGGGGGCCUCCGGGAGCUCCACCGACGUCGGAUAAUUAAACAAGCUAGAACCACAGUUGGAAAAGAUGGUGAUUAUAACAAUCAAAGGAUUUAUUCUUCAUUGCCUGUUGAAGUUCCUCUGAAUCACAAACGGUUUGUUUGUGAUCUAACUCAAGCUGAUCGUCUUGCCCUCUAUGAUUUUGUAGUUGAGGAGACAAAGAAACAGCGAUCUGAUUCUCAGAUCAUUGAAAAUGACAGUGAUCUCUUUGUAGACUUGGCUGCUAAAGUCAAUCAAGCUGUUUGUGUUUUGGCUCUUUGGAUUAUGAGCUUGAGAACGUGUCUUCAUCAUAACCCCUAUGCCUGGAGUGAAGAAAGGCGAUCAGCUUCUGUAGAUUCACGACAGUCUGUUGGAAGUUAUUUGGAUGCUGAAUGUUCACGACAUAGAAGGGAUCGGAGUAGGAGCCCACAUAAACGAAAAAGAAAUAAAGAUAAGGAUAAAAACUGUGAAUCGAGAAGAAGGAAAGAGAGGGAUGGAGACAGACAUCAUAGUCAUAAAAGAAGAAAGCAAAAAAUAUAAAUGGAGUAUUUGUGCAUGUAUUAAUUAUGCUUAUGCCAUGAUAACCAGUAUGCUAAUAUUUUAAUUGGAAUUGCUUUGCAUAGGAAAAUGUGUUUAAAUGAUGUUUAGUGUUCAUUAUUUUCAAUAAAUACUUACACUUCAAACUGUGAGUA